Diachasmimorpha longicaudata is the source of this 6257-nucleotide messenger RNA. RefSeq lists its product as uncharacterized. The record is from RefSeq and is a predicted model, not a curated record. The coding region runs from base 104 to 2662 and encodes 852 amino acids. Gene Ontology annotation, molecular function: ubiquitin protein ligase activity. NCBI's taxonomy places the organism in Eukaryota, Metazoa, Arthropoda, Insecta, Hymenoptera, Braconidae. The transcript is spliced from 3 exons. Gene Ontology annotation, biological process: negative regulation of gene expression via chromosomal CpG island methylation; protein ubiquitination.
CCACCACGACUCAAGCCACCCGGAGGAGAUGUCCCACCAUUUAUCUCGUAAAGAAAAACAAAAAUGUGUUGUUUCGCCACUAAAAAACUCUUAAAAAUUUGAAAUGGCACCGACGUGGUUCGACAGGCAAUUGCAUCCAAAUACCCACGAGGAAAGCAAGAAAAUCCUCUCCAAGUUACGCACACGAAAGGUAAACACUCGCCCAGGGGACGAAUUAACCAAGUUUUUCUCGAAAUUGAACGCUGAGAACGCCCACAAAUCCUCGAAAAAUGCUCCAAAUGCGCCAGGACUUCGUCAGGACCCCCAGAUAGCCCCUAUCUAUGGCCCGAUGCCGGGAUUCCCCCCUGGUUCCUGGUGGGGCAUUCGAAUGGACCUUUCAAGAGACCAAGUCCACCGGCCCUUCGAUAAGAGCGUGGACGAGGGCUCCCCAGGAGCCUCAUCCAUCUGCACUCCUCACUCAAACCCCUGUAACGAUCUCGACCUGGGGGACUACCUCACAUUCACCACCCCCUCGCCCCCGUCAUCCGUUACCACAAGUCACCCCCUAGUCCGCAGUUGUGAGAAUCAAAUACCGGUGAGGGUAGUUCGUGGCUACAACUUGACGAACAGAUUCUCUCCCAAAACAGGUUAUCGUUACGAUGGUCUGUACGUUGUCGUCUCCUUCUGGCUGGUGGGUGACGAAUCCAAGAAGAAUUUGCGAUUCGCCCUGGUGAGACUGAACUGCCAAGGCGCACCGCCCUGGGAGUCCCCGAGGAUUUCCCACACGAAGAAAACGAGGAAUAAGACGAGGGCGACCCAGCGUUGCCACAUGGACUGCUGUAAAUCUAGAAGUCUAAUGAAGGAGAGAGGGGAAGAGACUCUGAAUAAGCCACCGUUGAAGGAGAGUACGAUUGUGAUGCGACACGUCUCACGGAAGAGCGAGUGCGCGCCUGGUAUAGAAUCCCCGAAGCUCAAUAGCACCUCGGAGGCUCCUUGCAAGCUCCAGAACACCAACAUAUCCAUCCGCACUGACCUGUACGACUCUUCACCGAAUCCCCACGACGUGAAGAAGACCCCGAUGACCUUCUGCAGGAUUUACAAGUCGACAAAGUCAGUCAAGGGUUUGUCGACGGGCGCAGGGGUGUUGAAUCUCAAUACCUUCGGGCCAGGUGCUAAGGACAGGGUUCAGGAGUCGCAAAUACAGAUGCGCUCGGGGUUGGGCAAGCACUCCCCAGUGCUCAGCACAUCGUCCACGGGUGAAGGAUCCCACGAGAUAUUGGGGACAGAGUCCAGGGAGAAGAUCGAAGGGGCUACGACACAGGAAAAGGUGAGUGAGUGUCGAGAAACGUCCGAAGAGCUGUUGUCCAAGAAAACUAAGGAGGUGCCUGAAGAGUUGGAGUCGAUGAUGGGAUCGAUUCUUCUGGUGCCGAAAGCGACUGAAAAUACUGCUGCAACGGGAGCUGAAGAUCUGGAGGCAAAGCCGAAACGCAAGACCCACAGGACUCUGUACUCGCUGAGAUCGACAUCAAGAGGUAAAGAGCAGACGGAUGUCAAGGCUAGCCUGAAAAGGUCUGUCCUGCCGAAGGCAAAGGUAGAAAUUCGGAAGGAGACUGGUCACAAGGGCAAGAGUACAAAAGCCUCCGUACAGGGGUUCUCGAAGGCUUCCAAGAAGAGACAGAGUGAGCUUGCAAAGCUGGUGAUCGACGCGAAAUUCGUGGCGAAAUCCAGGGGCCCGAGGACGAGGAGGUUCCCGUACGUAAUGCGAGGCUUCAGCAAGAGGCGGGAUAAUCUGAGGCACCUGAGAGGAAGGCCCAAACCGGACAUCUCCAAGAAGACGAAGUUGAUCAAGAGGAGUAAUGCCAGUGAGGGGAAGCCCUCGAGGAUUCCUCAGAGCAGGAGCUUGACUGGAAAGACAGCGGAGAAGAUGGAGAAGGUCAGAGAGAUGAAGGCGUCCAGGGGACUCGAAAAAGGCGCCAGGGAGAAACUCCCCAGGGAGAAAUCCACGCAGAAGAAGGAGGGAACGAGAUUGAAGAUGGUGGACGCCGUGGUGCAGUGCAGUUUGCAGAGGGAUGCUUCAACUUCGACUUCGGUGGACUUUGAAGAACUCGCUGAGGACAGGGGUGUUCGGAACAAGUGGGGGAGUCUAGAAGAUUUCAAGUCGGAGACCUCUGAUGACGAUCUGCUAGAGAUUGUCCAUCGGAAUAUCUCGGUGCAGACGACGCAAGAGGGAGAGAUCCUCAGGCCGAACUGCGUGAGGAGGUCUUUAGAGGCUUCUGUGAGACUCGGGGGAGGCCUGUCAGCUUUUGUACCUGUGAAUAUGUCGGAUGUGGACUUCAGGGUUGCCAGGCUCAGGUCCAUCGGCUUCAAGCCUAUCCACCCCUGCGUUAUUUCAGGGUUCAAGAGCCAGGCUUUCUGCGAGUACAAGCAGGGGAGUUCGAAAGACUCUGGGACAUCUGUCGUUAGGAGAGAUGUUAAUGAGCAGUACAAGAAGUACACGACUGAGGAGAAUAAUAUUGUUGGAUACAUGGACGAUGAGCUGAGAUAUCAGGAUAUCGAGGAGGAGAACAGCCCAGCCAAAAUUUUGGGGAAGGGAAAGAGGGGCAGGAAGAGGAAGAGCGAGGAAAUCGGCGAGGGACCCUGGCAUGGCUGGAAAAAAAUUUGCACAACUAUAAUUCGGGGGUGAAUUAAGGAGAGAUUGAGAUAAAAAUAUUUAUUUGAUGCUUACAGACUCCUCUAACAGGUCUCUUUGGGGAGUUCAGGGGAAGGGGUAACAAAUCAUUCGGAUAUGGGGGAGUAACAAAAUCUCGGUGAUUUAGUUUCGUUUUUUUUGCGUUUUCAUUCCUUUUCUUUUGGCUGUUCUAGAGGGGCUUUAUAUUUUUUUGAGGAAUACGUGGGCGGGGAUCGAACACACAUCCACUUGAUUUUUCUUUAUUGGACAUUUUUUUGAUUCAGUAGCGAAAUGUGAAGAGGCGGUUCGGGUGAGAGGUACAAUGAAGGUUAUUAACAUUUUUAGGCAUAAAAAUUUCGCUUCUUGAAAUAGAAGUUACUUGUAACUAUCUUUAGAGCAGAGAGACAGCGCAAAUAAGAAUUUUUUUAAAGAACACAUUGGAUACAGUGGAAAGAGCUUCCAAAACAUUUUAGUUGUCUCCCUUUGAUGGGAUGAAGAUAUUUGCAAAAAAAUUAAUUUUUCAUUCAACUUUUAGAUGAUUUAUUCGUACAAAUGUUGGAACCAAAUAGAAGUCUUGUUGUUUUGCACAAAACAAAUUAUCAAAUAUUUCUGAACCGAGAGAAAUUCAAAUGAAUCUUUCUCAUUUCAUCAUUUCGCCAUUGAACUGAUCUUAAUUAUCAUUUGCCGCGGUAAUCUUUAUCUCCCGCGCAAAUUUAUUAAUCUGUAAAUACAAUCUAUGUUAACGAUAUAUACAUAUAUUAGUUUUUUAUUAGGACGCGAAGAUAGUCUGUUGGCUCAGAAGCUAAAUUAUUUAACGUAUCAUUUAUCCUCUCUUCAUCAAUUAUUAUCAUUCUUUCGUUUUCCUUCAGUUUUGCCUAGUGGGCUUCAUCAGCUUGUCACUGUUCAAUUGUCCCCGGAAGAUUAAAUCGCGAACGACUUAUGUGUCAACCGUUUUCCUAAGCCCGUUGAUUGAAUUUGUUUUUCUUUUUAUAUUUUAUUAUUUUGCGGUUAGCAAAUAAAAAACAAAUCUUUAUAUUUUUUGAAUUCAUUAAUGUGAAUAAAUAAUUGAUUGUAAUCAUGAAAAAAUUAUAGAUAUACUUAUUUUUAGUAGUGUGUAAGUACUUUGGUAUGUUUGUACAAGUAUUAAUGAGAGAUGAAUCAAAUAAUUGGUUAUGAGAGAUAAUAAAUUAAUGUAUUAUAUGUUGUCAUUUUUUCCCCUCAGUGAAGAUCCGCAUUUUCGCAAAUUGUGAUCGUUCGGGUUUGAGGCACAUCACAGCUGAGUUAAAGUCAAUUGGGUUGUUGUUGAUGUAUUGAAAUUGAAAAGAAUGGUGAAAUAGAUAAAUUAAUGAAAAUUAUUGAAUACAUAUUUUUUAUUUAAAAAAAAAUAGAUCGAGAAGGUCUAGCCGAGGAAAAAAAAUCUUUUCUAGUCGAGACGUGAAUACAAUGAAUAUUAUUUCAGUAGCGAAGCGAUAACUCGACAUUGAAGGCGGCUAUCAAAAUUUUUGUUACGAUCUUUUUUAUAUUCCUCAAGUUACUCCGCAAAAAAGUUAUAACAAAAAUUUCGAUAUCUCCUUCCGAUAUGGAUACAUUUCUGAAAAACUGCAUUAAGAGCUCUGCCAGCUUCAACUUUAUCGCUUCGCCGUUGACAGCUGCCCAAGAUAUCCUUCAAUAUUCGAUUUUUACGGAGCAUUACCCAGCUCUGAUGACCAUCAAUUAAUAAAAAAAAAACAGUAUGAUUAAUUUCCUAAACUAUUAUGAUACCUUGUAACGCAAUAACAUUUUUUUAAACAUCAUUUCGUCAAUGAAUAAUGUACGUAAUCCACACCAACUUCAACAUUUUUCAAUUCAACUAGUCACUAGCGCAUUUAUUCUCGAACGAGAUUCAAAUUCCCUAUUAUUUAUGGAAAAAUAAAUGCAGCGAAUAAAUGAAUCCAUUGAAGUACAGGAGAUAUUUAAUUCUUCUAAAUAAUCUCCUCGAUUUAGGUUUCAAGUUCUUACCAUUUUCAUGAUUUUCAUUAAAUUAUUUUUCAUUGUCAUGGUGGGUUCCAUCGGUGAAAUCCAGAUCUUCUAUUGAAAUUCAUCGUCACUGCUCAGCAGCAUUGUUUUUUCAUUGUAAUUUUGCGAGAUCGUGGCAACACGCUGAUGCGAGGUAUUUCGUCUUUGGGGCGGUGGUACUGGCAUAUUUUGCGGAUCAUCGGGGUCGUAGCUCGAUACUCGCAUUCCACGCUGAUUCUUAGUACCACCUGGCAGAGGUUUACGUCACGACUCAUUCAAUAUCUUUCUUUUCAAGUUUAUUUUGCUCGUUAAUUCAUUAGGGAAGUGGUAAAAUUAUCAUUUUUUUGAUCGAAAUUUUUCAUUAUCAUGGAGGAAUUGAUGUUGGAGAGAAUGUUCUGUGAUAAUGCCUCUCUAUAUUUUUCCCCGGAGUCAAUCAUUGGUGAGAUAAGCACGAAAAGGACGAAAUGUCAAAAAUUUAGCAUUUAUUUUAAUUAGUACUCUUCAAAUAUUCCAGUCCAACGUCUGAAAGAACUUCGUUCUUGCUUAAACUUUGAUAAAUUCGAUAAUAAUCACAUGUACUCCACAGUACUUUACCAUUUCCCUAGUAAAUUCCAAGGACAAUACCAUAGACAUAAUAAAUCAUGCAAAUUAUAUGGCAAUGGAUGAGUGGAGGACAUGGCAAGCUCAGGGAAUCAUGCAAAAUAUGUAAAAAAAAUUAAUAAAUCCAUCUGAAUAUGAUCAAUCCUUUAAUUAACAUCAUGAAUUCUCCAAUCGCAAUGAAUCUUCCUCGGAAUAAAUGCAUGCCAGAUACAUCGCUAGUCAGGCACGAUAAAACAGAUAUUAAAAUUAUUUAAACAGAUUCACGUAUACAUUAAAAGGCAUUUUCGUUUAAAUUUAAUUGUAAUCUCCUGUGAAAGCUCAUUCAUAUCCUAAAAUACAAUCUGGUCUAAGUACUUUCGAAUUAAAACUGCUUAAGUACUACUUUACAAUGGUCCUGUUAAUCGCGGUUAACCGUAUGUCCAUUUACGUAUAAUAACUGUAUAAAAUAAACACUGAGAAAUAAAAAAUGUCUCAUUCGAUUUAUAUGUCAGUGAGUUAAACAUGAAUUUUAUGAAAUUCAUGUUUCUGUUCCCUUAUUUAAAAUUUAAUUUCAAUAAUAGAGUGGGGCAAAAUGGAACACCAGGAAAAACGAGUAUUCAUCCAUUCAGGAAACUUUUCUUUCGGCUUUAGGUGAAGGACAAAGAGGAGCCAGAGAAAAAGUAUUGGAUUUUCAAAGCAAAAUCAUUUUCUAAUUUUUGCAAUAGUUUUUCCAACGAAAUCUUGAAUAAAGAAUAUUUUAGAGAAGAAAUCAAUACCCCUGCAGUUAAAUCACAAGUACUUAAUUAUUUUUUUAUACAAGGGAUGUCCUCUCCAUUUUAAAAAGAAAAAAUCAAUAGAUCUUUUAAGAAAAUUUGAACUUCAACCAAAAAGUCUCCUAAAUGUAGACCAUUCCUGAUAUUUAAUUAAGCCCCGAUCUCGCGUAGGAGUGUCAUUACCGAGUUUAAGAUUUCAUUAAAUCUUUUUUUACAUUAAUCACUUUAUUGAUCUAUAUUGAUUAAUUAUUUAGUUUUUUUUU